This is a messenger RNA of Aureobasidium namibiae CBS 147.97, 762 nucleotides long. RefSeq lists its product as uncharacterized. The record is from RefSeq and is a predicted model, not a curated record. The transcript is spliced from 2 exons. Lineage: Eukaryota; Fungi; Ascomycota; Dothideomycetes; Dothideales; Saccotheciaceae. The annotation marks the transcript as partial.
GCCUAUGCCUUCAUCCCCAUCACAUCAGUCGCGCUAUCGUUACGAUUAUACGUGAGAAUUUCUAUUGUCAAAGGGUUCGGACUUGAUGAUGUUUGCUUGAUCAUUGCACAGGCGAUGGUAGUGAUUGAAAAGAUAUACACCGUGAGUCUGUGUGCCGUCUGGAAUGUUGAACAACUUGCUAAGAUGCUGCAGAGCUCCGUGAUGUUUACCAUGUUCUAUUGCUUCUCCCUGGUCUUUCUCAAAAUUUCGCUCGCUUUCUUCUACCUCCGGAUCGUCAUUCAACGAUGGCAAAGAUGGGUCAUCUUCAUGACUGUUACGGUGUUCACUCUUUACGGACUCGCAUACGCUUUCAUCUAUCUGUUCCGUUGCGGCUUGAAUGUCAACGACCAACUGAUCUCACGAGCAGAGGGAAAGUGCAUACCGGAUCACACACUGUUGGUCAUGACAUAUGUAUUUGGAUCCGUGGACACAUUGACGGACUUCAUCUACGCCUUCUUACCCAUCUACGUCCUUUGGAACUCCAACAUGCCGCUGGGAAUGAAAUUUACAGCCGGCUUUCUACUCUGCAUCGGGUCCGUCAGCUCUAUCUGCGCACUGAUCCGUGUGGCAACUCUGUCGAAUCUGAAUUCUGACAUCGAGUUCUUCAAGCAAGCGGUGCAGACUGGGCUCUGGAGUGUCAUUGAGCCUGGUCUUGCGAUUGUAGCCACAUCACUAGCGGCAUGCAGACCGCUCUGGAGAAAGUUCUUCGAGGACACGACUACA